AUGGAUCCUGGGGCUACCACUCCCUCGUCCAGUUGCACCGAGACCAACUGGUUCUUGCAAAUCUUCAACUGUCCGCGAUCUGUCGAAGGUUCCUCACCCACCACCAUCGGGGCGCUGGUCGCCGCGCUGGCCGUUUCGUUCGCAUCCCUCGGUGGCCAGACUCUCAUCUUCACCAUCCUCCGAUUGAAGCUCACCAGAAUCUAUCGACCCAAGUCAUAUCUCGUCCCGGAACGAGAGCGGGUCCCACCUCCACCGGGAGGUAUCAUCGGCUGGAUCUACCCUCUGUGGACCACCUCCAACCUGACCCUCAUCCAAAAAUGUGGUCUCGAUGCAUAUUUCUUCCUCCGCUACCUUCGCAUGCUCUUGAAGAUCUUCUUUCCCAUGGCCAUACUCUGUCUACCUGUACUGCUUCCUAUCAACAACAGUGGUGGGAAUGGCUUGCAAGGACUGGACAAGCUGACCGUGGCAAAUAUCAUUGCUACCAAAGGAGACCGAUUGUGGACACAUCUGGUCUUAGCAAUCAUCUUCAUUGGCUGGCUCUGCUAUGUCGUGUUCAUGGAACUUCGAGGAUACAUCCGCGUCCGACAGGCCUACCUGACAAGCCCGCAGCACAGAAUUCGCGCUUCAGCCACCACCGUGCUUGUUACUGGCAUUCCACGCAAAUGGCUGACGCUCGAGGCGCUCUCGGGUCUGUACGACGUCUUUCCCGGUGGCAUUCGCAACAUCUGGAUCAAUCGAAAUUACGAUGCAUUGGCCGAAAAGGUCAGCGACCGCGAGUCUAUUGCUAAGAGCUUGGAAAACGCGGAGACGAAUUUGAUCAAGAAGUGUCGGGAAAAGCAUGCCGAAGCUGAGAAGAAACGGGCUAAGAAGGAGGGUUACAGGACGAAGAGCAAGGAACAAUUGAAGCAGGACAAGGCAGAUGAGGAUGCUGCAGCAGAACGACUGGCUGAAGGUCAGGGCGUCAGCGCUGGAGCCCAUCACGAGACCCAACAUGGCAUGCAGGAUAUUCUCGACGAGGACGAUCGACAGGAGGAUAAUUACACCAGUCCUGGACACAAACCUCGCGGAUUUGCUGGUAAAGUCGGCCAAGGGAUUGGCAAUUUUGGCAAAGGAGUUACCAAGUUCGGUGGACGAGUGGUGGGAGAUUUUGACACGACUCUGCAUAAAGCUGGAACCGAUUUGAAUCGCAACCAGCUGGAUGGAGCGAACAAUGAGCGGAGUCAAAUGCAGGCACGCCCUCGAAAUGACUCAUCUGCCAUCGCAGACGCUCGAGGUAGGAAUUCGUCCAACAGCGACGACACUCUCGGCGGCCCGCAUAUUCGUAUGACCCGUCCGUCUGCAGAUGAACCGCGGUCGACCAUGGAGACCGAAAAGCCGCAAGCGCAGAAAGCACACCGUAAGCCAUGGAAUUUCCUCAAGAACCAAGAUAACAACCUGGUCGUGCCAUCCCCCCAGCCUCAUCAAGCUGAGGGAGAAGACGGCUUCCCGCUUCACCAUGGAGAAAAGUCUCACUCCGAGGACAAGCAGAAAGAUCGGAAGAAGAAAGAUGUGAAGUCCACAGACGAAGAAUACGACUGCGCCUUCGACGAGGAAUGGGAUGAAGACCAAGACGAAGAGCCAUACUGGCGCCGCCACAUCGAGCCCAAGGAUCGCGAAACCAUGCGACUACCCCUGUUCUCACCAGGCUGGUUCCCUGCACUCCCUCUUGUUGGAAAGAAAGUGGACCGGAUCUACCAUUUACGACGCGAGCUGGCUCGUCUCAAUUUGGAGAUCGAGGAGGACCAGAACGACCCGGACAAAUUCCCCUACAUGAACUCGGCUUUCAUCCAAUUCAACCAUCAGAUUGCUGCGCACAUGUGUUGUCAAUCUCUUAGCCACCACAUCCCACAGCAAAUGGCUCCUCGGAUUGUCGAAAUCAGUCCUGACGACGUCAUCUGGGACAACAUGUCCAUCAAAUGGUGGGAACGAUAUCUCCGAACAUUUAUCGUGCUGCUCGUCUGCGCUGGGCUUAUCAUUCUCUACGCCGUUCCUGUGGCUCUGACUGGUCUGAUAUCCAAUGUUGGCCAACUGGCUACCUUCGCGCCUUGGCUCAGGUGGCUCAACGAUGCACCCAAAUGGGUCAUUUCAGCGAUCGAAGGUAUUUUGCCUCCGCUCCUGCUCGCCUUGAUCCUGGCAUUGGUGCCGGUUAUCUUCCGGCUCAUGAUUCAGCAGAAAGGUGUGGCCACUGGGAAUGCAAAAGAGAUGGGCGUGCAAACUUGGUACUUUGCCUUUCUGUUCAUUCAGGUCUUCUUCGUUGUUACGCUAUCCACUGGUUUUAGCGAGUUUGUCAACAACUUUGCCAAUAAUCCGGGAGAGGUGGUGGAGACGUUGGGGAAGACUCUUCCACAAUCGUCCAACUACUUCUUCACCUACCUUACGGUGCAAGCGCUUUCCAACUCUGCCAGCAAUCUCUUACAGACCGGCAGUCUCUUCGGGUGGUUCAUCCUUGCACCACUGCUGGACUCGACAGCUCGGGCGAAGUGGAAGCGCCAAACUGAGCUCAACCGAGUCCAAUGGGGAUCCUUCUUCCCGCCGUUCACCAACUUUGCCGUCAUUGGAAUUAUUUAUUCCAUUUUGUCGCCGCUGAUUCUGGUGUUCAUGCUCCUCAUCUUCGGCCUUUUCUGGAUCGUCUAUCGCUACAACGUCCUCUUCGUCUACCAAUUCAAGAACGACACCGGUGGUCUGCUCUUCCCAGUCGCCAUCAACCAACUCUUCGUCGGCGUGUACUUUCUCGAGGUCUGCUUGAUUGGUAUUUUCUUCACCACCAUCGAGAACGGCACGGUCGUCACUCUACCGCAAGGCAUCAUCAUGAUCCUGGUCCUCGUCGCUACAGUUGGCUACCAAAUCCUCAUGAACUCGGCUUUCAACCCUCUCUUCCAAUAUCUGCCCAUCACCCUCGAAGACGAAGCCGUCAUCCGCGACGAAGAAUUCGCCCGCGCGCAAGCCAGCAAAUUCGCGCCUUUGACACAGCAGGAAGAGCAAGAAGCCGAGGACCCUCGAGACAUACAGGAUGUGCUCGAGAGGAAGGAACGCAACGAACACGACCAGGACGUCGCCGCCGAGGACUCUGAACGCCGCAACAUCGAAGAACACCGUCGUCCCUCGGCUGUGCAUCCGACACCCUCUUCUUCUCCGAAUGAAAAGGCAAAGGCUUGGUACCAUAGAACGGAAGCCACGCCCGCCGCUCUCAACCCGGAGAAGUGGAAACACGUCGGCCCCGAAGCCGUCGCUCGCCUGCGCUACCUCGCCGACGGCAAACCCGUCAAGUCGCAGAACGCCAACAACACCAACGACCCGGAGUCCCAAAAGACCGUCGGCGACGUCCUCUUCGCCGGCUACGCGGACGAAUUGGAAGAUCUCACCCCCGACGAACGCGACUUGCUCGUGCGCUUCGCGUUUCAGCAUUCUGCGCUGAGGGCGAAACGGCCGGUGGUGUGGAUUCCUAGGGAUACGUUGGGGGUUAGUGAUGAUGAGAUUCGGCGGGCGAAGAGGAUGUCUACGGUCAAGCUGGGAGGGGAGGAGAGGGUGAACAUUUGGAUGAGUAAUGAGGGGACUGCGUUGGAUGGGAAGGGGAGGGUGGUGUUUCGGAGGAGUCCGCCGGAUCUUCGGAGUUUGGAUUUGAUUGCGCUGUGA
Messenger RNA from Zymoseptoria tritici IPO323, 3672 nucleotides. RefSeq lists its product as uncharacterized. Gene Ontology annotation, molecular function: calcium-activated cation channel activity. Bases 1 to 3672 code for a protein of 1223 amino acids. The record is from RefSeq and is a predicted model, not a curated record. Lineage: Eukaryota; Fungi; Ascomycota; Dothideomycetes; Mycosphaerellales; Mycosphaerellaceae. The transcript is spliced from 2 exons. Gene Ontology annotation, cellular component: plasma membrane.